Molecule: messenger RNA, 532 nt
Organism: Amoebophrya sp. A25
Lineage: Eukaryota; Dinophyceae; Syndiniales; Amoebophryaceae
Source: the annotation of a GenBank genome assembly
AUGCCGAAGAAAACUAAGACCAACCGGCCACAGGCCUUGGAACUGGAUCCGGUAUUUGAGCGAUACUACCGAACGAAUCUGGGUGAUGACACCUUCGAACAGUUCUGGGAGGCUUCAAAAGAACCGCUGCCUUGCGUCGUGAGGCUGAGAGGUUACCCACAAGAGCAACAUCACGCACCAGCACCCGCAGCCGGAUGCGAGAGUGCCACAGUGCAAGACCAUCAAGGUAAGGUACAAGAAGAGGUUCAGCAAGUGCAAGCUCCCAAUGUUGGGGUUGAGACGUCACGACUUCAAACUAGAAAUGCAGUGUUGCGUAGUGUACUCUUGAAACGAGGAUGGGAACGUGUAAAAUGCACAAUAUCAUCAAAGCACAGUAGCGAUAAAGAUGGGGGUUUGGACUCCUCGUCGAUGGUUGAGGCAUAUGCUCUUUCGUCAGCGGCUUACGCUUCCUGCGCACCGUCGUCCCUGGAGGAAGGGGAACAAGAUAAGACAGGGACAGGAAACGUUGAGCAGGAAAACGCUUCAAAUUCCC